Messenger RNA from Aureococcus anophagefferens, 1347 nucleotides. RefSeq lists its product as hypothetical. The record is from RefSeq and is a predicted model, not a curated record. The annotation marks the transcript as partial. NCBI's taxonomy places the organism in Eukaryota, Pelagophyceae, Pelagomonadales, Pelagomonadaceae. The transcript has 6 exons.
AUGCAGUGCGGCGAGUGCCAGGCGGGUUUCUACGGGAGCACGUGCGAGCCCUGCCCGCAAGGGGGUGACGAAGACCGCAACGCGCCGCGCCUCACGGACACCUGCGGCGUCGCGGGGAGCGGCCGGUCGCGCGGCUCCUGCGACGACGGUAGGGGCGGCACCGGGACGUGCGCGUGCUUCGGCGACGUCUUCUCGGGGAGCGGCUGCACGGAGGGGACGUGUCCAGCGGGGACCGUCGAGACCGCGACCUUCGACGGCUACUUCAACAUCGCAAACUGCACGUCGUGCGACGCGGGCACCUUCUCGGCCGAGGGCGACCCGCAGUGUACGAAGUGCGCCGCGGGCAAGUCCUCGGCCGCGGGCGCGAGCGAGUGCGCCAGCUGCUCCGCGGGGUCGUAUUCUGCUCCGGGCGCGAGCGAGUGCAUCGACUGCGAGGCCGGGACGUACCAGGACUUGACGGGUCAAUCGAGCUGCAAGCUCGCGGACGCCGGCUUCUUCUACAGCGGCUCCGGCGCGGACGAGUGCAUCGACUGCGAGGCCGGGACGUACCAGGACGCGACGGGCCAGUCGAGCUGCAAGCUCGCGGACGGCGGGUCCUUCGUCGACGCGAUGGGCGCCUCGGAGCAACGCGAAUGCCCCGCGGGCUCAUUCUCCGGCUCCGCUUCGGGCAAGUGCGACGACUGCGCGGCCGGCACGUUCCAGGUGUUGACGGGUCACUCAGAGUGCGCGACGUGCGAGGUCGGCACCUACAGCACCGAGGGCAGCGACACGUGCACGCUGUGCCCGAGCGGGUACUCGAGCGACGCCGAGGGCGCGAGCGAGUGCGAGGCGUGUCCGGUCGGCACCUACAGCACCGAGGGCAGCGACACGUGCACGCUGUGCCCGAGCGGGUACUCGAGCGACGCCGAGGGCGCGAGCGAGUGCGAGGCGUGUCCGGUCGGCAAGUACAAGGGCGCCGGCUCGGGACCCAAGUGCGAGCAGUGUCAGCCCGGCACCUACGCGUCCGAUGCCGGGUCUACGACGUGCGAUCUCUGCGAAGCGGGCACGUUCGCCGAGGAGAGCGGCAAGAGCGCCGACUGCACGCCGUGUUCGCGCGGGACGUACUCGGACGCUCUCGGUCAGACAAGCUGCAAGCUCGCGUCGCCCGGCACGUUCGUGCCCGUCGAGGGCGCCUCGGCCGCGACGCCGUGUCCCGUCGGGACGACGUCGGGUGCUGCGGCGUCAUCUUGCGCACAGUGUCCGCUCGGCUACUACAGCAAUCUCACCGGCCAGUCCUCGUGUCAGCUCUGCGAGACGCCGACGACUACGCUCGAAGAGGGCAAGACGUAUUGCGACGCGUGCCGCGAG